AUGCCCCUCCACCACUUGAUGAUCGGGACAUGGACCCCGCCAGGGGCCAUCUUCACCGUUCAGUUUGACGACGAGAACCUCACGCUGAAGCUGGUCAAGCGCACCGAGAUUCCGCAAGACGAGCCGAUAUCAUGGAUGACCUUCGACCAUACCAGGAAAAACAUUUACGGCGCCGCCAUGAAGAAGUGGUCCAGCUUUGCCGUCCGGAGCCCGACUGAGAUUGUCCACGAGGUAUCCCAUCCCAUGGGCGAUGACCCGCCGACACCAACACCCGCGCCAUCUUCUUGCUCGCGGCCAAGCAGCCCCCCUACGCCGUCUAUGCCAACCCCCUUCUACAAGCACGCCGGCUUCGGCAACAUCUUCUCCGUCUCCGACACCGGCAAGCUCGAAGAGAACAUCCAAAAUUACCCCUACCAAUCCAACACCGGCAUCCACGGCAUGGUCUUCGACCCCACCGAAACCUACCUCUACUCCGCCGACCUAACGGCCAACAAACUCUGGACACACCGUAAACUCCCCUCAGGCGAAGUGGAACUCGUCGGCAGCGUCGACGCCCCCUCCCCGGGCGACCACCCUCGCUGGGUAGCCAUGCACCCGACGGGCCAGUACCUCUACGCACUCAUGGAAGCCGGCAACCGCAUCUGCGAGUACGUCAUCGACCCGGCGACGCACCUGCCCGUGUACACACACCAUAGUUACCCGCUGAUCCCGCCGGGGAUCCCCGCGCGCGACGCCGACACCGGCAAGGGCCUGUACCGCGCCGACGUGGUGGCGCUGACGGCGAGCGGGCGCCACAUGUUUGCGUCGUCGCGCGCCAACAAGUUUGAGCUGCAGGGCUAUGUGGCUGCGUUCAGGCUGCGGGAUUGUGGGAGUAUCGAGAGGCAGAUCUUGCUGAACCCGACGCCGACGAGCGGCGGGCAUAGUAAUGCCGUCUCGCCGUGUCCGUGGAACGAUGAGUGGAUGGCGAUUACGGACGACCAGGAGGGGUGGAUCGAGAUGUAUAGGUGGAAGGAUGAGUUCCUGCAUCGCGUGGCAAGGCUGCGCAUUCCGGAGCCUGGGUUUGGCAUGAAUGCUAUCUGGUAUGACUGA
This is a messenger RNA of Chaetomium globosum CBS 148.51, 1089 nucleotides long. Its product is annotated as carboxy-cis,cis-muconate cyclase. The record is from RefSeq and is a predicted model, not a curated record. Lineage: Eukaryota; Fungi; Ascomycota; Sordariomycetes; Sordariales; Chaetomiaceae. The coding region runs from base 1 to 1089 and encodes 362 amino acids. The transcript has 3 exons. Gene Ontology annotation, molecular function: 6-phosphogluconolactonase activity; protein binding.